AUGGCGUCUAGAUUUUUUGCGGUCCUUGCAUUGAUGCUCCUGCUGGGUACAUCUGCCGAUGCGGCGUCUCAGGCGUACAGGAGAUGCCCGGAGCGUCAAGGCCCGUGUCUCGCCUGCCCCACCACCGAGUCCCUCCCAACCAUCGCCACCUACAACGGCGUGCAACUCGGCGGCUAUCUCGCUCACCCGUCCGCCACCGACAGCGGGCCGCAAGGCACGCUGCUGAAUCCCGAGGACACGAAUACCGCGUUCAUGCCGAUCCAGAGCUGCUGCGCCAAGUGCCUUGCGAACGAUAGGUGUGCCUACUGGCACUGGUACCAGAAGCAGGACACCACGGACGGUCGCUGCGCGCUGUUCGACGACUCGCAGUGCAGCUUCGGAAACUACGGCAAGUUCCGCGUGUACUCGUCGAUCAACAUCUACGCCUUCAAGCGCUGCGGCGCUCCCGUCACCCCGCCACCCGCCGCCAACACAUCUUGCCCCACCUUCACCUGCACCGGCUCCGCGCCGUCCGCCACGGACAAUCUCAGCACCUUCCCCGGCGCGCAGGCCGGGCGGAUCUACGAGAGCUACUCGCCGGCGACGGGGCCGACGCUGGUGGCGGAUAAGGGCCUGGUGUCGGUGACGGAAUGCUACAACACGGCGGCCAGCAUGUGGCAAGAAGACGUCAAGUAUUUCACGUGGGAGCGCAGCUCCAACGGCCUCGGUCGCUGCCGUUUGCUGUCAUCGCAGGCUUGCAACUACCAAUCACCCGAUGGGAACGCUGGCACUCCAGUGUUUAGUCCGUCCGCGCCUGGCACCUACUCACCCGUCUGGGCUCUCCAUGCCGCGCGCCACGACGGCGGAAAGCGCGCGACGCCCCCUGCACGCCGUGAUUCCGCCAUUGCGGGAGCCGCGGACUCCGCAAGGCGGCGGUCCGCGCGCGCCAAGAUCACGUGGGGGCGACCGAGACCCAGCGAAGCCGGCGUAAGGCGGCGCACUAGCAGCGCCGCAACUGGCGGCGGAGGCCGGGCGCUUAGUCCGAGCCGCGGCAGUAUCGAGUAUCCGGACGGCGGCGUUUUCAGCGUGGACGGCGAGGAUGACGAGGACAGCGUGUUUCACUCCGUUGUCAUUCCCAGCCCUCGCGCGACGCUCGAUACGCUCCAUCUCGCCGCGUCUGCCGCCGCAAACGCCACUGUCAGCCCUUCACCCGCGUCCUCCUCAUUCGCAGAACCGCCAGGACCGGACUCUUCGGCGCAAGCUGCGGGUACUGCUUCUGCUGCCGCUGCAGCUCCUCCUCCGCCGUCCACGUCAACCGCGCCUGCCACGUCAGCCACGUCUGUUGGCUCCGCUGGCCAUUCCCGGGGCGCUGUGGGCAAGAAGAAAAGCCGCCUGGCGAAAGGCAAGGCCGCCGUUUCGGGAGGGACGGGGGGCGGCGGCUUCAGCGAGCGACCGGUGAUAGAUGAGAUCAAGAAGGUGGUGUCGGGUGGUGGUGACGAGCCGCACUACCGGCACAGCCCGCAGGAGUACGAGAUCUGGCAUAUCGACGAUGAAGGGAAGCGGGUGCUGGAGGUGAACGGACGCGGCGAUGUGUGGCAACGGGAAGUGAGCCGACGACAGCUGCUCAAGAUCAGUGGGCUGACCCAGCGGGACGUGAGGCGCAUUGACCCCUCGCUGUGGGUCACCAACUCCAUGCCCGCCAUCCUUGUGCGGGACAGCGCCAUUCUGCUGAAUCUAGGGUCGCUGCGAGCCAUCUCCACAGCACACACCGUCCUCAUAUUCGACUACAACAGUGUGGGAGCGCAGUCAUUCGUGGAGGUGCUGCUGGAGCGCCUGCGCCUGGAUGCUGACGUGUCCAUCAGUGGAGGACCUGCUGUGCCCUUCGAACUCGAGGUGGUAGAAUCAGCCCUCAUCUCCCGCACUCAACGCCUGGAGAGUGCCCUAAUGGACAUAGAGCCGCGCGUGCUCUCCCUGCUCGAAGUCCUCCCCAACCGUCUCACCGCCGACAAUCUGGAGGAGCUGCGGCUGAGCAAGCAGGCGCUGGUGGAGCUGGGGUCCAAGGCGGGUGCGCUCAGACAGAUGCUGCUGGAGCUGCUGGAACACACGAAUGAGCUGCGGCGGAUUACUGCUAUAGAUAGGCAGUGCCGGGUCAACAAGGACGGCGCUUUUGAGUGCCCCACCGCUGCCGACACGCUGCUGGCUGAAGAGGAGGAGCAGGAGAUAGAGAUGGUGUUUGAGUACUACCUGCAGAGGUGUGAGUCGUGCCAUGGGCAGUCGGAGAAGCUGCUGGACUCAGCCAAGGAGAUGGAGGACUCCAUCGCUGUCAACCUCAGUUCGCGACGCUUGGAGGUGGGGCGGUUGGAGCUGUUGCUGCAGGUGGGCACAUUCGCUGCAGCGCUGGGAGCACUCAUUGCAGUGCAGUGCGGGUGGUUCAUACCACUCUGCCCCUCCUUUGACCGCCUCCAAUCGCUGUAUUGA
This is a messenger RNA of Closterium sp. NIES-65, 2457 nucleotides long. The record is from the annotation of a GenBank genome assembly. NCBI's taxonomy places the organism in Eukaryota, Viridiplantae, Streptophyta, Zygnematophyceae, Desmidiales, Closteriaceae.